This is a messenger RNA of Mytilus californianus (California mussel), 1333 nucleotides long. RefSeq lists its product as uncharacterized. The transcript is spliced from 2 exons. The coding region runs from base 161 to 760 and encodes 199 amino acids. Lineage: Eukaryota; Metazoa; Mollusca; Bivalvia; Mytilida; Mytilidae. The record is from RefSeq and is a predicted model, not a curated record.
GUGCAACUAUUUUAGUUAUAUUUUUAAUUAACGAUGCCAAGUACUUGUUGUUGUGUACCUGGAUGUCAUUUAAGAGGAGGACAUGCAUUUCCAAAUGACUUAAAAAGAAGGAAAAGUUGGAUCAACGCCAUGGCCCAUACGCAGAUUGGACGAGAACACGAUGAUAUCGUGGAGUCCAUCUCAAUCAGCUGUUGUUUGCAAGGCACGUUUUACUGAAAAAGACUACGUGCAGGAAACUAUUCAUGGGCGCAAACCCACCAUACAGAGACUUAAGUCUACUGCAAUUCCCAGCCUAUUUUCCUGGACCAAGCAAGAAACUGAAUCGUCCGCAAAAAGAAAAAUCAGGGCAGUUUCCUGUGAAAACAAAAGAACUAAACUUGAUGAAUAUUGUAGUAGAAAUCUAGAGGAAAGUUUCGAUUGUAAAGUUGGUUUUCCUGAAGAAGUCAUUCAUACUGCAGAAAGGAUUUAUGACUGUCCACCACCACCUGCCGAGCUAAUGUUGAGCUUCACAGAUGGAAUUACGCAAACACCAUCAAUGCCUAUGUUUUUAACGGAGAAUUUUGAAAUGAAGACACGUGACACAGCCAUGCAUUUUUAUACUGGUUUAGAGUUGUAUACUAAAUUUUUAUUUGUUUUGACCACACUUGGUCCAGCAGCACAUUGUUUGAGAUGCAUAUAUUUUCAAAUUGAUAGGGUGUCAGUUGAAAAUCAGUUUUUUUAUGACUUUGAUGAAAUUGAGGCAUCAUACAACCAACUUUGAACUGUCUAGAUUCUAGAUUGAAUCUAGUGUUAAGAAUAUUGUGUAUACAUGGAUUGUUUUUAUGUCUAAACAGUGGUGUGAGGCUAACACUUGGCCAUCUAGUGGUUUAGUCAGGUAUUUUUCACCAUCCAACUUCAAAUUAAAGUUUCCUACGACUUGGAUUAUUAUUGACAGCACAGAAUAUCCCGUGAUAAAACCUAAAGCUCCUAGAGCUCAGGCAACCUUUUCAUCAAAUAAAAACAGAAACACUGAAAAUUCUUGAAUGUUCGACACCUGGUGGUUUAGUCAACUAUGUCUCUAUGUCACAUAGAGCGAAUUAUUGGACUUGGCAAAACAUACAAAAUUCUAAUAAAUCCUAUGAAUGGAACUGAAACAAAACUUUCAUCUGAAAUAACAUUUAGUUGUUUUAUGUUGUGUAAUUUGGACUUGGCAAAACAUACAAAAUUCUAAUAAAUCCUAUGAAUGGAACUGAAACAAAACUUUCAUCUGAAAUAACAUUUAGUUGUUUUAUGUUGUGUAAUUUUAGAACUUGUAUUGUGCCAAAGGAUGCAUAAAUAAAAGUGACGCAAUGAA